Messenger RNA from Huiozyma naganishii CBS 8797, 876 nucleotides. Its product is annotated as GATA-type transcription factor. The transcript has a single exon. The coding region runs from base 1 to 876 and encodes 291 amino acids. The record is from RefSeq and is a predicted model, not a curated record. Gene Ontology annotation, biological process: regulation of DNA-templated transcription. NCBI's taxonomy places the organism in Eukaryota, Fungi, Ascomycota, Saccharomycetes, Saccharomycetales, Saccharomycetaceae. Gene Ontology annotation, molecular function: zinc ion binding; sequence-specific DNA binding.
AUGCCAAUUGGACCGCCAUCGAACUUCUGGCGUACGCCCAUGAAACCAACGAAAGGUGGUAUCGAUGAAGUCAAGGGUAAGAUGAGCAUCAGCACUCUCUUGGCUGCCGCUGAGCUCCUUGAGAAACAGGACGGCGAGAGUGUCUCCGAUGAGAAGAAACCACGGCUGUUGAUGUACGACCGUGUGAUCACCCAAAAUGCCAUCACCGGUCAGCAUUCGGCCAGGGUUCAGCCAGAUGGGUCUCUCGUGUUUGCACCAAGGCACAGAUUCCCGCCACUGAGGGAACGGUUAAAGAGCCGCGUGAGGAUCGUCGGUGGGCUAGCGUCCCCAGACGACCCUCUGAACCUUGGUGUAUCACCACGUGGCCGCCGGGACAGCAACCCUCAGCGGUUACUCCCCGCACCUCAGGAACCACCUCAACGGGAGCCAAGAGAGAAAUGGAGUCCAUGGGUCGUCCCCACUCCUGUGCUGUUGUCUCCUGGUAGCAGCCGUUCGCCAAGCAGUAGCUCUGCGAAGUCCCAGGGGAGAAGGAAGAGCAAGACACGUGCCACCGGCGGUGGUAAAGUGUACAAGAGACCGCACCCUAUGGACGGGAAGCCCUGUAGCCACUGCGGGAACCUGGAGAAGACUCCCGAGUGGCGUUCAGGACCUUACGGGUUCACCAGGAAGAUAUGCAACGCCUGCGGUCUGUUCUUCCGCAAGUUGAAGAAGAAAUUCAGCGUCAGGGAGGCAAACCUGUUCAUGCAGUACAGGCUGUCCCAAGGUGGCAAGAACAGGAGGGUGCCCUGCACCAUCGAGGUCCCUGCGGACUUCAUCAAGCAGCUGGAGAAUAAUCCCUCCAUCACUGGGAACUACGAGACCCGGGGUGAAGUCUGA